ACCACUUUUUCAUUCUCUAUAUAUAUGACCAAGAUCGCUAUGGAGUGAACAAGUUCAACAAAGAAAAGAAAACACAGUAUGUAUUUCUUUAUAUAUAACCUUUGUUAAGAAGAGUACGAAAAAAUAUAUAUGUAUGGCGCAGCUGUGGGCUCAAAUGACCUCAGCCAUGGCCAGCUUAAUCGUUGUGUAUGUCUAUGGUAUGUUCAAAGAUUACUUCCCAAACCAACUUCGUGGUUAUGUGGAAAGAUAUGGUAACAAAUUGUUGAGCUUUGUAUACCCUUACAUACAGAUUACUUUCCACGAAUAUGGUGAUGACCGCUUCAAGCAGAGUGAAGUCUACCGCGAUAUCCGGAGCUACCUCAGUGCCAGCUCCUCGUCCACUCGAGCUAAGCGGCUCAAGGCUCAUGAUCUCAGAGAUAGCAGGACACUGGUGGUCACUAUGGAUGACAAUGAGGAAAUCACUGAGGAAUUCCAAGGCGUCAAGCUUUGGUGGACUUCUCGCAAAUACGACAGCCGAAGCGCCCCAUCAUAUUGGGAUUAUCGCUCAACAGAUGAGAAGAGGUUCUACAAGCUUACCUUCCAUAUGCGCAACAAGGACCUCAUACUCGGGUCCUAUCUCAAGCACGUGGUACAAGAAGGGAAAGCGGUAGCCGUACGGAACAGGCAGCUUAAGCUUUAUACCAAUGGUUCUGGUGACCAUUGGUUUGGUAGCAAGCGUGCCAAAUGGAGCCACGUUACAUUUGAGCAUCCCGCGACGUUCAAAACUUUGGCAAUGGACCCCAAAUUUAAGGAGGGGAUUAUCAAUGACCUUGACAAGUUCAGAAAUGGAAAAGACUACUAUGACAAAAUUGGAAAGGCUUGGAAACGCGGGUAUCUCCUUUAUGGGCCACCGGGAACCGGUAAGUCAAGCAUGAUCGUUGCCAUGGCUAACUAUUUAGAAUAUGAUAUCUAUGAUUUGGAACUCACGGCAGUUAAGGAGAAUGCUGAUCUUAGGAAGCUGUUGAUUGACAUAUCUAAUAAGUCAAUCGUUGUUAUCGAGGAUAUUGAUUGCUCGCUUGAUCUUACGGGCCAAAGGAAGGAGAAGAAGAAGAGUGGAAAAGAGAAAGAUGAAGACGAUGAAGAAAAAGACCCAAUUAGUAAAAAGGAAGAGAAAGAAGAAAAUAAAAAGAGUAAGCUUACUCUCUCCGGGCUGUUGAAUUGCAUCGAUGGUAUUUGGUCGGCUUGUGGGGGUGAAAGAAUAUUUGUUUUUACAACCAAUUAUGUGGAUAAACUCGACCCUGCACUCAUCAGAAGGGGAAGGAUGGACAGGCGCAUUGAAUUGUCCUACUGCAGCUUUGAAGCUUUCAAAGUGCUUGCCAAGAAUUACUUGGAUAUUGACUCCCACCAUUUGUUUGCCAAGGUUAAAUGCUUGUUGGGGGAAGUCGAUAUGACUCCUGCAGAUGUCGCAGAGAAUUUGAUGCCAAAGUCUGCAACUGAAGAUGCAGACACCUGCUUGAACAACUUGAUUGAAGCACUUGACAUGGCGAAGGAGGAGGCGAAGAAUAAGGCUGAGGAAGAGGAAGCAAAAUUAAAGGUGGAGGAAAAGAAGAUGAAUCCAAAGAAAGAAGAAGAGGAAGAGAGUCAGAAAGCAGAUGUGAAAUGCAAUGGGGCAAUACCAAAAGAAGCGAAGGAAAAUGCAUUCAUCAGUACUUGAGAAAGUACUAGAAACUUUGUUAAAUUUGCACAUGGUAUGUGUAUAACAGAUUCUAUAAAUUGGCGGAUUAGCCAUCAAUCUUUAAUGUGUAUAUGUUAGGAAAGUGCUUGAAAGUUUGCCUUUGGUCUGUAUUAUAAAAUAAAUUGAAUUUAUUGGUGGAGUAGCCAUCAAUCUGUUGUGCAUAUAUGUUAGGAAAAUGCUUGAAAAGGGUGUGUUAGGUCUGUAUUUUAGAAAUUCUAUGUCGAUGGAUUAGCCAUCUCAUGAUUUGUUGUGUCCAUAUGUUAUUUGUUGCUUCAAUUUGUAAAUAUUUGUAAAUGCUCAAUAAGAAUCUAUUUCAUGGUGUUGUUUGACCUAUGUAUAUA
This is a messenger RNA of Ziziphus jujuba (common jujube), 2055 nucleotides long. RefSeq names its product AAA-ATPase ASD, mitochondrial. Lineage: Eukaryota; Viridiplantae; Streptophyta; Magnoliopsida; Rosales; Rhamnaceae. The transcript has a single exon. Gene Ontology annotation, molecular function: ATP hydrolysis activity; ATP binding. The record is from RefSeq and is a predicted model, not a curated record. The coding region runs from base 134 to 1693 and encodes 519 amino acids.